Plasmodium fragile is the source of this 282-nucleotide messenger RNA. RefSeq lists its product as uncharacterized. NCBI's taxonomy places the organism in Eukaryota, Apicomplexa, Aconoidasida, Haemosporida, Plasmodiidae. The record is from RefSeq and is a predicted model, not a curated record. The transcript has 3 exons. Bases 1 to 282 code for a protein of 93 amino acids.
AUGGAACACAGCGCUACGGGCAGUGCUAUGGGUAGUACUACGGGUAGCGCUAUGGGCAGCAGGCUGCAUAGCGGCCUCUCCAAUACCAACUCCAAUGUCAUUCACAAGAACAUCAACAUUUUGUUUAAAAAGUGGUACACCCAGCAUGUGUAUUUUAACAAAAGCACUUGCAUCGCAGAAACACCCUGUGAGUAUAUGAUUCUCUCGAAGAACGAAUACAUGGACAUGAUAAUUGAAUGUUACAGUAACAACAAGGUGGACGAAAUUAUUGAGGACAGUUGA